UGCAAUUUAGCCCAGAAGUCUAGCUUGCCAUGCAGCGAUCCGGGCCAGAGCGAGGUUACUUCUCCCAGGGACAGGAGUUCUGGAAACACAGGGCCAUGGAUGCUUUCAACAGAAAUAUGGUGGGCUCUGGGCGCAAGAUCCAAGCCAGAGUUCAGAAUGGACCCCUGGAUCUCAUAGAGACUGGCAAAGGGCUGAAGGUGCAGACAGACAAGCCGCACCUGGUGAGCCUGGGCAGUGGGCGAUUGAGCACUGCCAUCACUCUUCUGCCACUGGAGGAAGGAAGGACAGUGAUUGGUUCUGCUACCAAGGAUAUCUCACUACAGGGCCCUGGCCUAGCCCCUGAGCACUGCUACAUUGAGAACCUACGAGGGACCCUCACCCUGUACCCCUGUGGCAAUGCCUGCACCAUCGAUGGGCUCCCCAUCCAUCAGCCCACCCGCCUCACCCAGGGCUGCAUGCUGUGCCUGGGUCAAUCCACUUUCCUCCGAUUUAACCACCCAGCAGAAGCCAAGUGGAUGAAAAGUAUGAUCCCAUCAGGAGGUAGGGGCCCUGGAGCACCCUAUACCCCUGCUCUAGCUGAGUCAGAGAGCCUGGUGAAUGGGAACCACCCCCCGCAGCCCCCCAGCCGGGGUCAUGCUGCUUGUGCGAGCCACAGCUCCUUGGUGAGCUCCAUUGAGAAGGACCUACAGGACAUCAUGGACUCCCUGGUGUUGGAGGAGCCGGGAGCACCUGGCAAGAAGGUCCCUGCAAGCUCCCCGCUCUCCAAUGGUGGGCGCUACACACUCUCACCGCCUAUUAGCCCAGGGGCCAUGUCUGUGGGCUCCAGCUAUGAGAACACCUCUCCCCCCUUUUCUCCUCUCUCCUCACCUGCCAGUAGCGGCAGCUGUGCCAGCCACUCACCCGGAGGGCAGGAACCAAGCCCGGCCAUUCCUCCCCUGGUCCCUGCUCGCUCCUCAAGCUACCAUCUGGCCUUACAGCCCCCGCAGAUCCGCCCCGGUGGUGCCCGCCCGGCAGAGAGCCCCCGACUGAGCCGGAAAGCGAUCCAUGAAGGGCCUCCAAGCCCAGGGCGGCGAGGUCUGCUGACUGACAGCCCUGCUGCUACAGUGCUGGCAGAGGCCCGAAAAGCCACCGAGAACCCUCGGCUUGGGGUGUCGCUACCUGUUGUGGCCAUCAGCCUGAGCGAAUACCCAGAUGGCGGAGCACGAAGCCAAUCCACCGGCAUUCCUGGCAGCCCCAAGUUUCAGCCUCCCAUCCCUGCCCCCCGGAGCAAGGCCAGCACCCUCCAAGAGCGGCCACCUAGCCCCUUCCGGGAGGUGCCAGCCACUGAGCGAGUCCUGACAGCCAGCCCCUCCCGACAGCUGGUGGGCAGAACCUUCUCAGAUGGGAUGGGGACCCGCACCCUGCAGCCGCCAGAGAGUCCACGCCUGGGCCGGCGGGGAGGCCCAGAGAGCAUGCGUGAACUCCCGCCCCUAAGCCCAUCCCUUUCCCGGCGGGUCUCCCCACUGUCUCCUAUGUCUGCCCGGGCCACUCCGGACCCUAAGCUGACCAGGGAGAUGGCGGAGAGUCCCAGAACUCGCCGCUGGGCAGCACACGCGGCCUCCUCUGAAGACUUCACCCUUACCUUGGGAGGGAGGGGCCGUCGGACUAGGAGCCCCUCCCCCACACUUGGAGACUCGGUGGUGCCUCGAAAGAGCAGCUUCGGGGGUGGAUUAAGCCCUGCCUACAGCCUUGGCUCCUUAACGGGGGCCUCGCCCAGACAGAGUCCUCGGGCACAGAGGAAGCUCUCCAGUGGGGAGCUUCGGGUGCCAGCGCCCCGGGAGAGAAAGAACAGCAUCACCGAAAUCAGUGACAACGAGGACGACUUGCUGGAGUACCACCGGCGUCAGAGGCAGGAGCGGCUUCGUGAGCAGGAGAUGGAGCGGCUGGAACGUCAACGUCUGGAGACCAUCCUGAACUUGUGUGCUGAGUACAGCCGGGCAGAUGGGGGCUCUGAGGUAGGAGAGCUGCCUAGCAUUGGCGAAGCUGCCAUGGCAUUGGCACUGGCAGGCAGAAGACCCUCUAGGAGCAUCUCCGGACGUGGCACUGAGGAGCCUGGUGGGACCACCCAGAGGCUCUGGGAGAGUGUGGAGCGCUCUGAUGAGGAGAAUCUGAAGGAAGAGUGUAGCAGUACUGAGAGCACCCAGCAAGAGCAUGAAGAUGCUCCAGGCACCAAGCUUCAGGGUGAGGUGUUGGCUCUGGAGGAGGAGCGGGCAAAGGCACUUGGUCGGGUGGAACAACUCAAGGGCAGAGUGAAGGAACUGGAGCACCAGCUCCAGGAAUCGACAAGAGAGGCUGAGAUGGAGCGGGCACUGCUUCAGGGGGAGCGGGAGGCAGAACGAGCACUGCUGCAGAAGGAGCAGAAAGCUGUGGACCAGGUGCAGGAGAAGUUGCUGGUGCUGGAGACGGGCAUGCAGAAGGAGAGGGACAAGGAAGCUGAGGCUUUGGAGACAGAGACAAAACUCUUUGAAGACUUGGAAUUCCAGCAGCUGGAGAAGGAAAGCCGCCUGGAGGAAGAGCGGGAGCUGGCGAGCCAGGGAUUGCUCCACAGCAGGGCAGAGCUACAUCGGAGCAUUGCCAAGAGAAAGGAGCGCCUAGCGGUGCUGGAGACCCAGGCUACUCAGAUCCGGGCCCAGGCUGUCCAGGAAUCUGAGCGAUUGGCUCGAGAGAAGAACUCUUCCCUGCAGCUGCUGCAGAAGGAGAAGGAGAAAUUGGCAGCACUGGAGAGGCGAUACCAGGCACUCACAGGGGGGAGGCCUUUUCCUAAGACAACGUCAGCACUCAAAGAGGAUGAUCUGCAUAUCUCUGAGUCCUCAGAGCUGGGGCUGGAGACUGAGGCUCUGGGCUCCUUCCCCAGGCCAUCCCCACCCGGGGCCGCCGCCGGCCCCCUAACCCCACCUGCCUCCACCCAGCUCUGCCCCAAGAUGCAAGAGAUGGAGAAGCUGUUACUUCCUGCCCUAGACUUAGAGCAGUGGUACCAGGAGCUCAUGGCAGGGCUCGGGGCUGGCCCAUCUGCCUCCCCGCGCUCCUCCCCUCCACCUCUGCCCGUCAAAGCAUCCCGACAGCUGCAGGUUUACCGUUCCAAGAUGGAGAGUGAAGCUGGCAGUCCCCUGCCUCGUACCCGCAGCGGGCCCAUCCCCUCGUCCUCUGGUUCAUCAUCCUCAUCCUCUCAGCUCAGCGUUGCUACCCUGGGCCGAAGCCCCUCCCCUAAGAGUGCCCUCCUUACCCAGAAUGGCACCGGGAGCCUGCCCCGUAACCUGGCAGCCACGCUCCAGGACAUCGAGACCAAGAGGCAGCUGGCCCUGCAGCAGAAGGGGCAGCAGGUGAUUGAGGAGCAGAGGCGGCGGCUGGCCGAGCUCAAACAGAAGGCCGCGGCAGAGGCCCAGUGCCAGUGGGAGGCCUUGCACGGGGCGGCCCUCUACCCCCCGGCCUCCGCGGGCUUCCCCCCUCUCAUGCACCACUCCAUCCUGCAUCACCUGCCGGCCAGCCGGGAUCGGGCAGAGGAGGGGGAGCACGCCUACGACACGCUGAGCCUGGAGAGCUCGGACAGCAUGGAGACCAGCAUCUCCACCGGGGGCAACUCGGCCUGCUCUCCGGACAACAUGUCCAGUGCCAGCGGAAUGGACAUGGGGAAGAUUGAGGAGAUGGAGAAGAUGCUCAAGGAAGCCCAUGCUGAGAAGAGUCGGCUCAUAGAAUCUAGGGAACGGGAGAUGGAGCUACGGCGGCAGGCCCUGGAGGAGGAGCGGAGGAGGCGGGAGCAGGUGGAAAGGCAGCUCCAGAGUGAGAGUGCCCGGAGGCAGCAGCUGGUGGAGAAGGAGGUCAAGAUGAGGGAAAAGCACUUUUCCCAGGCGAGGCCCCUCACCCGAUACCUGCCCAUCCGGAAGGAGGACUUUGACCUGAAGACGCACAUCGAAUCCUCGGGCCACGGGGUAGACACCUGCUUGCACGUGGUGCUGAGCAGCAAGGUCUGCCGGGGCUAUCUGGUCAAGAUGGGGGGCAAGAUAAAGUCCUGGAAGAAGCGUUGGUUUGUCUUUGACCGGCUCAAGCGCACCCUCUCCUACUACGCCGACAAGCAUGAGACGAAGCUCAAGGGGGUCAUCUAUUUCCAGGCCAUCGAGGAGGUCUACUACGACCACCUUCGAAGUGCUGCCAAGAGUCCCAAUCCAGCCCUCACCUUCUGCGUCAAGACCCAUGACAGGCUGUACUACAUGGUAGCGCCUUCCCCGGAGGCCAUGCGCAUCUGGAUGGAUGUCAUCGUCACUGGUGCUGAGGGCUAUACCCAGUUCAUGAAUUGACCCGGAGGUGAUGGGGUCAUCCCCUGUGGUCCUCUCCAGAAGGGAAGAGUCCCAACCAGCCAUCUGCCCCUCCUCAGCCCACCCCACAGCUCCGUGUUCGAGGGGAGGCUUCUAGAAAUCCCCAGGGAGGGGAGAGCUUGAAUCUGAAGGUUUUUAUAAGACACUUGGUUAACCUCCAACAAGCUUCUCACCCCUUCAAGAUUCAGGGCUGUGGGCUUCCCGGGUGCCGGCUAGGAGGGGAAGUAGGGGUGUGGGGGUGUCCUCCUUGGGUCUCCGGCACUUGCCGUCGCCCCUCAGGAGCCCUCCCAGGAACAGAUCGGGCUGAGGGCCAUGGAGAUGGGCCUGUGCUGGCUGGCACCUGGGACCGAAGAGGCUCUGAGCUUGGGGUGAGGGUCCCUGUGUCUCCCUGGCCCCUUUUCUCGUUUGGAAAGGAUAAGCUUAAGGUACCAGAAUCUGCCAAAGAUCCCCUCUUCAUCUCAGCCCCCUUCCCAGGGGCCUUGAGGGCUGAGCGCAGCCACAUCCUGGAGGAAGUAAAAGGGGCAGGGGCUCUAGUUCCCAAGACCCCCUGGUCUCUCUCCUCUCCCUUCCCCAGCUUAUUUUUUAUGAUUUUUGUUCACGACAGAGGAAGUGGUACCAUUUCUGUGGUCACAGCCCCAUCUCCAGCAAUUCAGAGCCAUGCUUAUUCCAUAGUUGUGUCCCUCCACCCCAUUCCCAGCAUUGCUUUCUCCUCAACCCCCAUGGCUCUGGGCCCCUCUUUUGGGCCGUACCCCCUAGUCUUCCCAAGGCUCCUUGCUCAUGGUUUCUUUACUCUAAGGCCCUUGGACAUCUCACACUGGGGAGAGGGGACCUGACCACCCUUUCUCUCUCCCCUACUCCAUUCUCUUACCACCAGGCCCCAAUGCACUAGCCCUGCCUGGCCCUAGGUCUGGGCCCCUUCCCCCUCCGCUCGUGCCUUGACUAGAGCCAGAGGUUGCCAGGGUCUAGGGGUAUGGAGACCCAAAAAGGAGGCACAGGGGCUGGGGUAAGUCAUGAAGCAUGUCUUGGGGCACAUCCUUGCCCUAGGAAGGUUCUGUCUCUUUAGAUUGUUUUCCUAGGAGGAGAGGAGUUCAUUAAUGCCCAUCCUCACCCCCACUUCUAGGAAGAGAAAAGCAGCCCCCAAGGUGGAAAGAACCAGUGAGGGGGGGAUGAACUGUGCACCCCCACCCCCUCACCAGCUGUCUGUUCCUACCCAUGUUGGCCUCAGGAAUGUGGCAGGGAAUACCAGGCUCCCACCCAUGCUGGUCCUAGCCCUUUAGGCCUUAACACUAAUCCCCUUCUCCUGUCCAGAUCUUCUUCCCUUCCUGCCUUUCUUCCCCAUGUGCUUGAGGCCCGAGUUGCCUGGGUGCAGGCUGGGGUUGAUUGAUGGGUUUUUCCCCAGUAUUUGUAAGCAGUUCAGCAAAAAUAAUAAACCAUUUGAAAUAA
Messenger RNA from Gracilinanus agilis (Agile Gracile Mouse Opossum), 5792 nucleotides. RefSeq names its product pleckstrin homology like domain family B member 1 (gene PHLDB1). The transcript is spliced from 23 exons. Gene Ontology annotation, cellular component: basal cortex. Gene Ontology annotation, biological process: regulation of microtubule cytoskeleton organization. Gene Ontology annotation, molecular function: protein binding. Lineage: Eukaryota; Metazoa; Chordata; Mammalia; Didelphimorphia; Didelphidae. Bases 30 to 4331 code for a protein of 1433 amino acids. The record is from RefSeq and is a predicted model, not a curated record.